Molecule: messenger RNA, 804 nt
Organism: Epithele typhae
Lineage: Eukaryota; Fungi; Basidiomycota; Agaricomycetes; Polyporales; Epitheliaceae
Exons: 7
Coding region: 1-804 (267 amino acids)
Source: RefSeq, a predicted model, not a curated record
AUGAGCCACCCCAAAGCUCUCGAAGAGUACCUCGUUCCUGGUACAAAAACAACCUAUUACGUCCCUAACUUCAUAGACGAAGAAGAGGAAGAGUAUUUGAUCAGAAAGAUCGUGGACGCACCUCAGCCGUGGUGGAAGCGACUCCAAAACCGCAGUGCUAGUGUCAUAGGCGGGGAAUUAACUGCGAAAAAGGUCCUCAUACCGCAGGAGAUGCCGAACUUUGUGAACAUGUACCCUGACCUCAUCGGCCGCAUUCGCGACACAGGAAUUUUCGAGGGUUCCAAACACGGAGAACCCAAUCACAUCAUCAUGAACGAAUACGCUCCUGGUCAAGGAAUCAUGCCCCAUGAAGACGGUCCCGCAUAUCAUCCAGUUGUCGCCACCCUCUCCCUCGGAGCCCACACCGUCUUCAACUACUACCAAUACAAACCAGACGACCCCCCUGCCCCCUCAGACACCCCCCCAGCACCGGAGGCACAGCGCACCGGCCGCGCAAUCGACCCCAAGCCGGUCCUCCGCCUCCUGCUCGAACCGCGCAGCCUCGUCAUCACGACCUCGUCGAUGUAUGCCGAUCACCUGCACGGCAUCGACGAGCUCUAUGUCGACAAGUUCGAAAUCGACGGCACGACGCCAGAGGAGCGCAUCGCGAACUUCGACGCGCUCAAGGAUCCGGCUGCGCGCGCGGCGGUCGAGGCGGGAGGCAUCCUCGAGCGCGGGCUGCGGUACAGCUUGACGUGCCGCGACGUGGAGAAGGUGACUCUGAUGGGCGGAGCCUUGCUCAAGAAGUUGCUUGGCCAGCAAUAA